Molecule: messenger RNA, 1279 nt
Organism: Cyprinus carpio (common carp)
Lineage: Eukaryota; Metazoa; Chordata; Actinopteri; Cypriniformes; Cyprinidae
Product: urotensin-2 receptor-like
Biological process (GO): blood vessel diameter maintenance; regulation of blood pressure; neuropeptide signaling pathway
Cellular component (GO): membrane
Molecular function (GO): urotensin II receptor activity
Source: RefSeq, a predicted model, not a curated record
GUGCAGAGGUCCACAUUCACCGCGAACGCGAUGAAUUACAACAAGUCUGGCGGUGUCAGCGGUCCGUCCCGUAGCAACUCCGGCACGGUGGACGAGCUUGUGAUAACAUCGACUUUCGGGACGCUGCUUUCAGUGGUUUACAUCGUUGGAGUUUCGGGAAACGUCUACACGCUGGUAGUCAUGUGUCAUUCUAUACGCUUCGCCACUUCCAUGUAUGUCUCCAUCAUCAACCUGGCCCUCGCGGAUCUCCUUUACCUCUCCACGAUUCCUUUCGUGGUGAGCACGUACUUUCUAAAGGACUGGUACUUCGGGGAUGUGGGUUGCAGGAUACUGUUGAGUCUGGACCUGUUAACUAUGCACGCGAGUAUCUUUACUCUGACAGUGAUGUGCAUGGAGCGCUACCUGGCAGUGACUAAACCGCUGGAUACUGUGAAACGCUCCAAGAGCUACCGAAAAGCCAUGGCGUGGGGAGUUUGGAUUUUGUCCCUCGUCCUAACUCUUCCCAUGAUGAUCAUGGUUAACCAGACUACUAAAACAACAGCAGAUGGAGGGGUGAAAAGGAUGUGCGCGCCCACCUGGGCACCUCAAGCAUAUAAAUUGUACCUGACCGUCCUGUUCUGCACGAGCAUAAUGGCGCCAGGGCUUGUCAUUGGUUACUUGUACACCAGACUGGCCAGGACGUACCUAGAGUCUCAAAAGACUUCGGCAAUUUAUAAAGGCAGCAAGCGCUCGCCAAAACAAAAAGUUUUGAUAAUGAUUUUCACUAUCGUGCUCGUGUUCUGGGCGUGUUUUCUGCCCUUUUGGAUAUGGCAACUUGUGCCACUGUAUCACAAACCCUUCAGUCUCGCCUCACACACGCACACGAGCAUCAAUUACCUCGUGGCGAGCCUGACCUACAGCAACAGCUGCAUCAACCCGUUUCUGUACACGCUCCUGACCAAGAAUUAUCGGGAGUAUCUUAAAAACCGCCACAAGAGUUUUUACCGCUACACUUCAUCGUUUAGAAAGCGCCCACCAAGCCUGUACUCUUGGGGAAAGUCUGCGUCAUCCAGUAAUCAGUUUGAGUUCAACUCUGAGACGCUUGUCAUGGCGCAGCUAAAGGUGAUGCAGUGAACAGAUUGGAAAGCUUAAUCCGUUCGUGUAAAGGGUUCCUGUCACUCAUCCGUCCCUUUGAGCCGGGUGGAUCCUACAGCAGGAAGAGGUUAUCAAUGGCAUAAUGGGGGUCACAUGUGAAGGACAAAGUAAUGGCAUAUCGCGUACCCCAAGUGACCUUCUCCAC